Messenger RNA from Notolabrus celidotus (New Zealand spotty), 918 nucleotides. RefSeq names its product serine/threonine-protein kinase pim-2-like. Bases 186 to 596 code for a protein of 136 amino acids. Gene Ontology annotation, cellular component: cytoplasm. Lineage: Eukaryota; Metazoa; Chordata; Actinopteri; Labriformes; Labridae. The record is from RefSeq and is a predicted model, not a curated record. The transcript has 3 exons. Gene Ontology annotation, biological process: negative regulation of apoptotic process; regulation of mitotic cell cycle; protein autophosphorylation. Gene Ontology annotation, molecular function: ATP binding; protein serine/threonine kinase activity.
AGUGCCUAGUGCUAGUUAGUGAAAUUGUUUGUAGUAGCCCUCUAUGCUAGCUUAGUUGCUAAAUGUUUAUGCAGCAUUAUGUUAUUUAGGUUAAAUUAGACACUGUGUUUCAACCCUUUCCAGCACGGUUAUUUCUCCAUUCAUUUUAGAAAAUCCUGAAGCAGCUGGUCGAUGCAGCCGUUGAUAUGCACAAAAACAUCUUCCAUCGUGACUGGAGAAUGUUCUCGUUCAGCUGGAGUCUGGUGAAACAAGAGUCUGCAUCAUCGACUUUGGCUGUGGCAGCUUCUCCACAGAGACACCUUUCCAUUCCUUCAGUGGAAUAUCUGAAAUGUACCACAAUAUACACCCCGCCAGAGUGGUUGAAUUACAGGACAUACCAGGCCCGUCCUACCACAGUUUGGCAGCUGGGGGCGCUCUUCUACUCACUACUUCCUGGACAUGAGCGUUUUACCACCAUGGACUUCAUCAACAGGAAAAUCCAUAUCAGCAGAGAACUGCCCAAAGACUGCAGGACACUGCUGUACAUGUGCCUGAACAGUGACCCCAUGGACCGUGUUACUCUGGAGGAUCACCAGCAGUAUAUUGCCCUCAGGUGACUGAGCCCCAUGGAUCCAGGGCUUCUUUGGACUCAUGAUCUCGGCUCUUGGUGUUCAAUAAUGCCGUUGAUCCAUACUUAUUCAAUCUACAGGAUGAAUAUUGCACAUUUCCCACCUCUGGAUCCUGUAGCAACCCCAGCCGUCCGUGUAGAGGGGAUCUCUCUUUGAAUUGCCUCUUCCCAGGUUUCUUCCCAAAUUCCUUCAGGUCUCAGGAUAGAGACUAAGCGAGAGAUGAGGCCAGGGAGGAAAGAUUGUUAAGUGUAGUUGAAAAGAUUGUGGAAAAAAUGUAAAAAUAAAUGUAAUAAAAUGAAAAAGGUAACAA